AUGACACGUAAAAGCACAAUUAAUCGUACGUUAAAAUUAAUGCUUACUCUGUGUGGUAUAUGGCCAGGCACAACGUGUAUUAUAAUCUGCAGGGCGUAUUGGAUUAUCGCAUUAGCAAUAGAUGAAAUUUGUCACUGCCGUUAUCUUUUAUUGCAUUUGCAUUCCAACGAUCUUUUUGACUUGAUGGACUGUUUCAGUAGUUUCCUAACGCAAGUAAAAUUCACAAUUAAGUUGAUUAUAUUCUGGCUGAAUGAAAGAAAAUUCUUUGAGAUCUUGACGAUGAUGGCAGAAGACUGGAACGAUUGCGCUGGCAGUAACAUCAAUAUGCGCGAAACGGCAUGCAAAGCUAAAUUAGCAAAUCGUAUCACUAAUGCGAUGUUCACUCUUCACACGUUAACCAUUGUUGCGUACAGUAUUGGUGUUCUAUUGGCCGACGUCGACGUCACUGAGCAAUCCGAACUACCUCUUCUAUUAAAGGUGGAGCUUCCUGUCAACAUAAACACAAAACGCAUGUAUAAAAUGCUCCUGACCAUGCAAUUCGUGCAUCUCAUCAUGUCCGGCUGUGGAACGGGUUUAUUGAACGCAUUGCUCUUAACUUUGACUUUACAUGUAGGUGGUCAGAUGGAUAUUUUGCGUUGUUGGUUAAAUGAACUUGUACCACAAGGAAAUGAAGGAUCCGAGUCUGUCGCCGUCACGACGAAUAGAAUUAUUCGCAAGCAUCAAAGAAUCAUUAACUUUUCGGAAUACAUCGAGGAUUUAUAUACAUACAUCGCGUUAGUGCAAUUUACAUCAAACACUGUGCUCAUUUGUUCUUUAGGAUUUCUUAUUGUAACGGCAAUUGGCAGUCCCGAUGCAACGGAGCACAUAGUGCGAUCACUUUUAUUUUACACCGUGACGAAUCUCGAAGCAUUUAUAUUUUGCUACGCAGGAGAAUAUUUAAAAAACAAGAGUAAAGCUAUCGGAAAUGCGGCGUACAAUUCUGCCUGGUACGAAAUGAAACCUAAAAACAGCCGUAAUUUAAUAUUCGUGAUAUUAAGAGCACAAAAGCAAUUGACACUUACAGUUGGAAAAAUAAUGGAUCUCUCCUUAGAAUCUUUUACAAGUGUAAGAUUUAUACGUAACACACAAAUUAUGACUCGUAAAAGUACACUUAACCGCACGUUGAAAUUUAUGCUCAUUUUAUGUGGUAUUUGGCCGGGCGCAUCGUAUAUUCUACUUUGUAGAAUAUUUUGGAUUGUUUCGUUGAUCGUUACCCUAUUUUGCCAUUACCGUUAUUUUCUGACACAUGUAUAUUCUGCCGAAAUAUUGGAUUUAAUGGACUGUUUAUCCAGUUUUCUAGCGUAUUCCAAAAUCAUUAUUAAGUUCCUUGUGUUUUGGUUAAAUCAGCGAAAAUUCGUCGAAAUCUUGACAGUGAUGGCAGAAGAUUGGAAUGAUUGCGCUAAUAGUGACAUUAGUAUACGUGAGACAACACGCAAGGCGAAAAUAUCGGAUCGUAUUACAAAUGCGAUCAUCACCCUUCAUACGACGACAGUUGUUGCAUAUUGCAUUGGUAUCGUUUUGGCUGAUGUUGAUGUCACUGACUCUACGAAAGAACUACCUUUAGUCAAUAAGGUAGAAAUUCCUUUCAGUAUAAACACACAAUUUACAUACAGAACCGUUUUAAUCACGGAAUUUUUACUUAUGAUCCUUUGCGGAUGGGCGGCUGGUAUAACAAACUCUUUAUUAUUAACAUUGGCAAUCGGCAGCCCCAACGCGCUAGAACAAAUAAUGAAAUCAAUUCUAUUCUAUACUAUAACGAAUCUCGAAGCGUUUAUAUUUUGUUAUGCUGGAGAAUAUCUGAAUAACAAGAGUAAAGAAAUUGGUUUUGCGGCAUACAGCUCUACAUGGUACAAUAUGAAAUAUAAAGACAGUCGCGUCCUACUAUUUAUUAUACUAAGAUCACAAAAGCCACUAACGCUUACAGCUGGAAAGAUGAUAGACCUAUCUUUACAAUCUUUUACAAGUAUCAUGAAUGCUUCAGGAUCAUAUCUAUCGGUAUUAUUAGCAAUGCAAUAA
Messenger RNA from Cyphomyrmex costatus, 2055 nucleotides. RefSeq names its product odorant receptor 13a-like. Gene Ontology annotation, biological process: detection of chemical stimulus involved in sensory perception of smell; sensory perception of smell. Gene Ontology annotation, cellular component: plasma membrane. The coding region runs from base 1 to 2055 and encodes 684 amino acids. The record is from RefSeq and is a predicted model, not a curated record. Gene Ontology annotation, molecular function: olfactory receptor activity; odorant binding. NCBI's taxonomy places the organism in Eukaryota, Metazoa, Arthropoda, Insecta, Hymenoptera, Formicidae. The transcript has 10 exons.